Messenger RNA from Pangasianodon hypophthalmus (striped catfish), 4266 nucleotides. RefSeq names its product synaptotagmin XIVa (gene syt14a). The transcript is spliced from 9 exons. Lineage: Eukaryota; Metazoa; Chordata; Actinopteri; Siluriformes; Pangasiidae. The record is from RefSeq and is a predicted model, not a curated record. The coding region runs from base 39 to 1679 and encodes 546 amino acids.
GUUUAAGCUGGACUUGGUUCAGUCCGGAUCAGAACACCAUGGCGAUUGAUGGUGGGGAGCGGAGCUGUGGAGUACACGAACUCAUCUGCAUCAGAAAAGUGUCUCCCGAGGCUCUGGGUUUCCUCUCCGCCGUCGCCGUUUUUGUUUUUCUUAUGAUUCUUGUUUUUUUGUUCCUCAAUAACAAACUGUCCAUCGAGAACGUCGCUCCGCAGCCGCUCGACCACUACAGGAAGGGUAAAGAGCUACCAGAUAAGGGCUAUGGAGAGGCGGAUUUUCAGGCCUGGUCAUCAGACAGCGAUGACGAGGUGAUGGGUCAGUAUCAGGAGGCCAUGACGCGCUCGCGGGGUCUCCGAGGCCGCUGCUCAGGGGCUGGAGCCCCUCAUCAUAAAGGCUUCAGCUGGGAGACGCAGCACAAAUACUGCCCCCUGUCUGCCGAGUACGACGGGUACAGCAGCGAGGCUUCUGCUGAGGACGUGAACUGUAUUCAGAGGAUGAGGUUGACUCCGCCCCUUGACGAGCUCCAGCCGCCUCCCUAUCAGGACGAAGACGGCUCGACCUCUGACCUCGCCGACACCAAGAGCGAAGCGCACGACCCCGAGAGCUUCAGCAACGCCAAGGGCCUGGAGGAGGACGUCCCGAGUGACAGCACAGCUGUGCUCAGCCCCGAGGAUCUGUCUGUCCGUGGUUCCUCUUCUCCUCUCCUGAAGCUUUACUCUCCCGACUCGCCCUUCUCUCCGUUCGGGACGCUGCACAUCCUCUUCGACUACGAUUUGCACCAGCGCUGCCUCUCAGUCACCGUAACCGCGGUAACCGACCUCCCAUCGCCGCGACGAUCACCCGGCAUCGCCUGGCAGCUCCACCUGGUGCUGCUCCCCGCCAAAAAGCAGCGUGCCAAGACGGCCGUGGCCAGGGGGCGGAGCCUCAGCGAGACGUUCCGCUUCAGCCACGUCCAGUCGGAGAGCAUCGGGAACUACGGCGUGCGGUUUCGUCUCUACAGCAUCAGCAAGAUCAAGAAGGAGAAGAAGAUGCUGGGAGAGAAAGUGUUCUACCUCACCAAACUCAACCUGCAGGGCAAAAUGGCCAUCCCUUUGCCUCUGGAACCCUGCUGCAGCACCACAGCCAGCGAGUCUCAGACGAGUGUGUCUGCUGCCUCGUGCAGUGAGACAGCGUCUACGUUCCAGUCCACAGGUCAAAGGUCAUCGCCUGAGAUACUGCUAGGACUUGUUUACAAUGCCACCACGGGCCGCCUCUCUGUCGAGGUCAUCAAGGGGUGUCACUUCAAAAACGUGGCCACCAACAAACCGCCCAAUGGACUGUUCUGUUGUCUAAAGCACUUGAUAGGUGGGCAGGUUUAUAUAAUCCGAGACACGUACGUGAAGCUGACCCUGCUGAACUCCAUGGGUCAGGAGAUGUCCAAGUGUAAGACGUCCCUGUGCCGUGGCCAGCCGAACCCCACCUACAGGGAGACGUUCGUGUUCCAGGUGGCGCUGUUCCAGCUGUCGGAAGUCACGCUCAUUCUCUCCGUCUACAACAAACGCAGCAUCAAGCGCAAGGAGAUGAUCGGCUGGAUCUCUCUAGGCCUGAACAGCUCUGGCGAGGACGAGCUCACGCACUGGACUCAGAUGAAGGAGUCUAAAGGACAGCAGGUGUGUCGAUGGCACAGUCUGCUCGAGUCUUAGGGAGCAUCAUGACCACCAUGACGACGAUGAUGAUGACGAUGAUGUAAAAAAAAAAAAAGUGACAAAAUCAAGAAGGGGAGAAAAAGAGCAAGGCAUUACGGGAAAUAAAUCCUGAGAAUGCAAGGAUGAUGAAGAAAGAAGUGAAGAAACGAAAACUCGCAAAGCAGGGCAUUAUGGGAAAUAUCUCAGCGUAUCAGUAGAGAGCAGGUGCGACAUCGGCCCCGCCUCUUUACAUCGCAGGAAUGUGAGGAUGAUGAGGAUGAGGAAGGUGGAAAGUCAAGAAAAAACAAGGAGCAAGUGAAAGAGUGAAACAAUUUCCGGAGCCACGAUGAUAUGAUGAGGGAAAUAUGGAGGCCUCGGCUCACCUGAACAGUGUAUUAUGGGAAAUAUCUGUGUGUCGAUAGGAAUGUGAUGAUGAAGAAAGGAGCAAGGAAAGAUAAAAUACGUCAAGCGGGAAAAAAAAAAUUUGAUCCAUGCUGAUGAUGAUGAGGAGGAGCAGAAGAGGAAGAAGGAAACCACCAGAGCAGUGCAUUAUGGGAAACGGUCAAGGGUCCGAAGCCAUUCCGUUGCCUUGAACGUUUUAGGAAUUCAGUCAGAUUUGAGCAAAACAACUCUUAACCCGCAGUGCAUUAUGGGAACGAUUGAAAAAAAUGCUAACCUUUAAUGGAGGAGAUGGAUUUCUGUUAUUAUUUAUUGUUUAUUUAUUUAUUAUUAUUAUUAUUAUUUCCUGUUUAUUAUUCAUGUGUUUGGUUUGAAACGGUUCCGAUUGAGCAGAGAACGAGAGACGGAACAGAGACAGUGGAUCAGUGACGGCGUUUACAAGCCAGAGGUCCAAUCACAGUUUUAAAAUGAACAACCCCAAAUAUUCUGGUCCAAACCCUGCCCCGCUUAGCCCCGCCCACACGAUCAUUUUUCUGUAGUCUGACAUUAUUGCCCCAUUUUACCCCUUGAGCCAGAGCCAGCGCUGAUUUGGUUCUACGUUUUUGUCAGUUUGAGAACCUUCAGAAGUGAGCGCCCCCUAGAACGCAGAAAUACUAUAACAGCGAGUGUCACAGCCUCUCUCUUUACAGGUUCACAGCCUCUCUCUUCGCAGGUUCACAGCCUCUCUCGUCACAGGUUCACAGCCUCUCUAUUUACAGGUUCACAGCCUCUCUCUACACAGGUUCACAGCCUCUCUGUCCACAGGUUCACAGCCUCUCUCUUCACAGGUUCACAGCCUCUCUCUUCACAGCACUAGUGAGGGUUUCUGUAUCGUUUACGUAAAUUUAGUAACGGCGAAUUAAAUGCUUUCUCCUUCAUGAAACCCUCGUCUGAUUGGUUAAACAUAGCGGAAGCACUCAUUUGCAUAAAUUCGAGCCUCUCUGAGCUUUUAACCAGCUGGGCAGAAUUUACAGCAAGGCCGAUUUCAUCAGUUUAGCAUCCAGUCCUCCAUCAUCCACAGCAUCAUAAAUUAUGAUUAGCGUUGCUCACACAGUUAGUUAGCAUUAACGAUGUUUGUCGCAAACAUGUUUGUAGAGCAAAAAUUUCUGAAACUUAAUUUUAAAAGAAUCAGUCAGGGCGUGUUUAAAAAGAAAUCACGAGCCUACACUUACUAACAAAAUAGAAAUGUUUAAAAAGCAACUCACAAAAAAAACUGGUCAACUAGUCAGAUUUCUAGCUUAGCAUUCUUGCUAGUUAGUGCUUUCCCAGUUACGAACGACACAAACAAGCAGGUUAAAGACAUGACACUGAGUUUUAAUGACUGCGAUCUCCAGUUUCCUGUAUUUUCGGUUUAGACUGAAAAAGAAUUAGUUCUCUAAUUUUAAAUAUGACCAAGAACAAGCUAAGUUUAAGAACUUGCCAACUAGCUAGCUUAUUUCAUCUUUAUCAACAAUGCCGAUGUUUGUCACUGAAACUAAAACGUAAACCAGUUUUCCUCAGCCAUCUUUUUUCCAAAAGUCUCAGUCUUGUGAUAAAAUGCUGGUCACUGAUUGGUCGCAAGAGGGCUCUGUGAUACCAGUCUUCCUAGAUACAAAAAGUUUUCGUGAUUAGCAUGAUAGCACGUAACUAUGUAUACAUCACACCAUUUACUGUUUUUUUUCCUUGAGCAAAGGUGGUUUAACUUCAUGAUUGUUAUGUACUGUAAAUGCUUUAAAGAAUUUUUUCGUAUCUAUUUUUCUACCAAUCUUUAAGAAUACGAAGCUACGAAGCUCUGUGAGCGAACCUGAGUUGUAGACACGGGGUCUACUUUUGCAAGAUUUUGCAGGUUUCAGUAGUUUUGCUUUAUUGUGCGUCAUCAUUAGUUUAGGAUUAACGAAUUAUUGAAAUAUUUAUUUUCCUAAUUUGCAAUUUACAUGCAUCCCGUUUUAAUGAAUGGAGUUAAAAGAUGGGAAAGAAAACAGAGUGUAAGGUGGAGUGAGUGUGUGUGUGUGUGUGUGUGUGUGUGUGUGUAUGUGCGUGUCCAAGUAUUCUGCUGCCUCUGUACGUUUUGUGCUGUGAGCUUCGCUGACAUCAGCAUCUCUGGAAAAGAUUAAUGACGUUCUUGUGUUUUGUUUAAAAAAAAAAAGAAAUAUUGCUGCAGAUCUCUGAUGAAACAAGCACAUUUUUC